AUGGAAAAUCAAAAUCAAACACAGGUGAAUGAUGAGCUGGACGUUCUCGGUUUUGGUAGCAAAUCCAAAAGCACUGACGUGCCAUCGAGCGCACAAGUGGCGACAUCCAGACCGGCCCAAGAUGAGUACUACGACACGACCAAUACCAACCGAGGAGUUGCACUAGUCUUCUGCCAUAUGAAUUUCUCAACCAUGGCCAAACGCAAUGGAACCGAUAAAGAUCGGGAUGACAUUUGCAACGUGCUGAAAAAUCUUGAUUUUGAUGUGCGAGUUUUUGAUGACCUUAAUCGCAAAGAGCUCUUGGACAAACUGAAGGAAGUUUCUCGUGAAAAUCAUACCGAAAAUGAUUGUCUUCUGGUAGUUGUAAUGUCCCACGGUGAACAAGGAGUUCUAUACGCAAGCGAUAACAAAUACACCGUGGAAUCACUAUGGAAGAAUUUUGUUGGCGAUGCAUGCCCUUCACUGAUCGGGAAGCCCAAGCUUUUCUUCAUUCAAGCUUGUCGCGGCGAACAGUUCGAUGCGGGCGUUUCCUUCCGAUCCGUCUCGAAGGACGUGGUUGAUUCGAUAAAUGAACCGGUAACAUAUUCGAUACCGGCGAUGGCCGAUUUACUGGUGAUGUACUCCACGUACGACGGGUUCUACUCGUGGAGAAACCCUCGGCAAGGUUCGUGGUUUGUUCAAUCCCUGUGCAAGGAGCUGACGGAGAACGGGAAGGUGCGCGAUCUGCUGACCCUGCUGACCGGUGUUACGAGAAGAACUGCUUAUGAGUUUCAAUCGUUUGUACCGUACGACAAACAGAUGGAUCGCAAGAAGCAGGUUCCAUGCCUGGUCUCGAUGCUUACGAAAACGUUCUAUUUCACUAAAAAGACUAAAAGUAGAGUUGUCACAACUAUCAACUGA
This is a messenger RNA of Sabethes cyaneus, 900 nucleotides long. Its product is annotated as caspase-like. Gene Ontology annotation, molecular function: cysteine-type endopeptidase activity. The record is from RefSeq and is a predicted model, not a curated record. The coding region runs from base 1 to 900 and encodes 299 amino acids. Gene Ontology annotation, biological process: proteolysis. The transcript is spliced from 2 exons. Lineage: Eukaryota; Metazoa; Arthropoda; Insecta; Diptera; Culicidae.